Anisakis simplex (herring worm) is the source of this 1167-nucleotide messenger RNA. The record is from the annotation of a GenBank genome assembly. Lineage: Eukaryota; Metazoa; Nematoda; Chromadorea; Rhabditida; Anisakidae.
AUGGCGAAGUGGGGUGAAGGAGAUCCUCGUUGGAUUGUUGAGGAACGACCUGAUGCUGUGAAUGUUAACAACUGGCAUUGGACUGAAAAGAAUGCCACUCCUUGGUCGAAGCUCCGUUUAAAGCAGUUACUGGAGGAGCAAAAAAUUGAGAAAGGUCCGAUUUUGAUCGAAUUUGGUGAGUUCAAGAAAUUGGAUGGUGAGGCUACAGCGAAUAAUCGUAAAGCGAAACUGAUCUUCCUCUUCGAAUGGAUUAUCGAAUUGAAUUUCAACGUAAAAGUGGCCGGGUCGGAUGUUGAAUAUAAAGGAUAUAUCGAAAUACCGAACUUAAGUGAUGAGAACGAAGCAGAUGAAGUCGACGUAACGUUAUCACUGGACAAGUCGGGUCCACAUGAAGCAGAAAUUCGGCAACUUUUCAAUAAGGAUGUCACGGAAUUUGUUCGCAAACAAUUGGCCGUUUACAUUCGUGAACUAAAAGAAGAGUUCAGUCAAGGUAUUAUCCUUCCUACGGAUCGUUCGAAGCCUCAAGUGGUGAGUAAGGGAAAAACCACUGUUGUUACAAGCUCAACGUCCGCAAAGGCGGUUGACAAGAAAACUUUCCAAAAUCAUGUGAGAUGGUUGAUAUUUUAUGCUUUAUUUCUUGACUUAAAUUUUUUAAUUUUUCAGUUAUGUGAUCGAUAUUUCACCCAAAACUCACAUAAAGGGUUUGUUGUUACUUCGGACAAAAGCGGUGCUCCUGCAGUGGAUGCGGCUGGCGAUGUUGAUGUGACGUCGAUUACAUCGUUAUCUGAAGAAUAUAAAAUUCAACCCAGUCGACUUUGGGAAGUGCUCACUGAGCCAGAGUUGGUAAAGAAAUGGUCCGGAACAAGUACACAGUUUGAUCUCAGCCCUAAUGGCGGAUUCUCAAUGUUUAAUUCAACGGUCACUGGACAGUUCGUUCGUAUUGAGCAGAAUAAAGAAUUGGCUAUGAAAUGGCGUUUGAAAACGUAUCCAUCGCAACAUUUUGCCAACGUUCGUCUCCUUCUGAAAGACCAGGGCGACUGUACAAAACUGGAAAUCGAAGCGAAUGGUGUACCAAAAAUGCAGUGUGAUGAAACCGAGAAUGGAUUACGCAGAUUCUAUCUUCAGAGUAUUAGUAGGACGUUUGGUUUUGGUGCGAAUAUAUUCUGA